Messenger RNA from Tupaia belangeri chinensis (Chinese tree shrew), 2522 nucleotides. It is a transcript of the gene PIWIL3, whose product is annotated as piwi like RNA-mediated gene silencing 3. The transcript has 18 exons. NCBI's taxonomy places the organism in Eukaryota, Metazoa, Chordata, Mammalia, Scandentia, Tupaiidae. Gene Ontology annotation, molecular function: RNA binding; protein binding. The record is from RefSeq and is a predicted model, not a curated record. Bases 1 to 2400 code for a protein of 799 amino acids.
AUGGCUUUACACUCUUCAUACACAGAACUUCAGCUCUCUGCUGGAUUGCGGGCAGUAUCGCUGAAGGCGAGAGAGAGUGGAGUUUUUCAAGACCUCGUGGUGAACACAAGGCAGAAAAUGACUCAUGUCCAAGAGACAAAAACAGGAAAAGCAGGUGACACAGUAAAUAUAUUCACCAACCAUUUCCGACUGACAUCUUGUCCCCAGUGGGUCGCAUAUAAGUACAACGUUGACUAUAAACCAGACGUGGAAGAUGGAAAUCUGCGAGCAAGUCUGCUUUUCCAGCAUGAAUCAGAAUUAGGGAAGUGCCACAUAUUCGAUGGGAACUCUUUAUUAUUACCUCAAAGACUAUCAAAGUCAAAAAUGGAAGUGGUCAGUCAGACCAGUGACAAGACGUCUGUGAAGAUUACACUGGAGCUUUCCAAAGAACUCACGCCCGCCUCGCCAGAAUGCCUUCGCUAUUACAACAUCCUGUUCAGAAGAGUUUUGAGGUUGAUGGAUCUGAAGCAAGUUGGUCGCAACUAUUACAACAACAAGGAGGCGAUUGAGUUCCACAAACAUAAUUUGGAAAUCUGGCCUGGUUACAUCACUUCUAUUCUUCAGUAUGAAAACAGCAUUACCCUCUGUGCCGACGUGAGCCAUAAACUUCUCCGAAAGGAAACUGCAUAUGAUUUGAUAAAGAGCCUAACAGGGUCAUUCAGAGCUAUAGAGCUAAUAACUGAGAAAUUAGUUGGACUAAUUGUUCUUACAAGAUACAACAACAAAACCUACAAAGUGGAUGCUAUUGACUGGAAGCGGCGUCCCAGUGAUAUAUUUGAAAAAUCAGAUGGCACCGAAAUCACCUUUGUAGAAUAUUAUAAGCAGCACUAUAAAGAAGUGAUCACCGACUUAGAUCAGCCACUUCUGAUCAGCCAGGGCAAAUGGAAAAUGGGUCAAAAGGACACGGACCGUGAGCCCAUACUGCUGAUUCCUGAGCUGUGCUACCUGACAGGUCUAAGCAGUGAAAUAAGUACAAAAUACUGGGUGAUGAGAGACUUGGCUGCUCAUAUGAGGUUGGAUCCAAAAAGAAGGCAGUAUGAACUAGCAAAGUUCGUCGAUUCCAUGCAAAAAAAUGAAGCCGUGCAGAAGGAGCUUCAGUUCUGGGAUCUGAAAUUCGACAGCAACUGCAUGUACAUCUCAGGAAGGGUUUACCGUGAUAAAAGAGACAGCCAAAACACAAAUUUGAAUUAUGUUGAUCCACCCAAACUACUAUGGACAAAUGGAUUAUUAAAGAAUAAGCUAGCUAGACCAAAGUCACUAGAUCGUUGGCUAUUACUCUAUCCCCCUGGAGAUCACAGACUAGCCAGUGACUUCAUGAAAAACCUACAGAAGAUCACAAUUCCCAUGCACAUCGAUGUGAAAACAGCACGUAUGGUUGAGGCAAGGAAUAUGAAAUAUGUGCACACAUUAGAGGAACAGGAUACAUCAAACACACAGAUGGUGGUUUGUAUCCUGCCCAGUAACAACAAACAGAUUUAUGAUAUGAUAAAAGAAUACCUGUGUACUACCUGCCCGAUUCCCAGCCAGUGCGUGGUAGCACGGACCUUAAAAACGAGUAACCAGAAAACCAAAGAUAUCAUUACUGAAAAGAUUGCUCUGCAGAUAAACUGCAAGAUGGGAGGAGCUCUCUGGAAGGUGGAUGAAGGGGAAAUGAACGUGAUGUUCAUUGGUAUCGACUGUUUCCAUGAUGUGGUCAGGCGGCAGAGGUCAAUUGCAGGAUUCGUGGCCAGCUCCAAUAAAGAAUUAACACGGUGGUACUCUAAAUGUAUCUUCCAGGAACCGGGACAAGAGCUUGUGUACGGGCUGAUAAGUUGCGUGGAAGGUGCCCUGGAUGCAUGGUAUAGAAACAAUCAGUGUUUGCCAAACGCUCUUAUUGUGUAUCGGGAUGGAGUAGGAGAUGGUCAGCUUCAAGCACUGCUGGACAAAGAAAUACCACAGAUUUUGAGUUGUCUACAAACACCAGAUGUUAAGUUAAAUCUAACAUUCAUUGUGGUGAAGAAACGAAUAAACACCAGAUUUUUCAUUGAGAGUGAAGGAAAUCUUCAAAAUCCAGAGCCAGGAACCAUCGUUGAUAUGGAGUUGACCAGGAAAGAAUGGUAUGAUUUUUUUAUUGUGAGUCAGAUUGUGAGAGAGGGGACCGUGACGCCCACUCAUUAUAAUGUCAUCUAUGAUACCCUUCGCUUGGACCCGGAUUCAGUCCAGUGUAUAACCUAUAGGCUGUGCUACAUGUAUUUUAAUUUGUCGGGUAUCAUUCGAGUGCCAGCUCCCUGCCAUUAUGCUCACAAACUGGCUUACCUCGUGGGUCAGAGUAUUCACCAAGAACCACACCGCUUACUCUCCGAAUGUCUCUAUUACCUUUGACUUCCAGAAAAGGCCCGAUAUGAUGUUGACAGCCACAACUUGUUAGUUUUUCCACUUGAAGUUGGACGUCUCAAUUAUUUUCCAUAAUCUUAAAUUCUUUCUUUUAAAGAGGCUUUUGCCUU